Molecule: messenger RNA, 1629 nt
Organism: Morchella importuna
Lineage: Eukaryota; Fungi; Ascomycota; Pezizomycetes; Pezizales; Morchellaceae
Exons: 9
Coding region: 1-1629 (542 amino acids)
Biological process (GO): positive regulation of GTPase activity
Cellular component (GO): cytosol
Molecular function (GO): guanyl-nucleotide exchange factor activity
Source: RefSeq, a predicted model, not a curated record
AUGGCAUCCCAGGACCCAGUGCAGUGCCUUACGGAGAUAUUCAAGGCAGAGGAACAAGAAGGCAAGGAUUUGGUCCCGGUACUCGAGAUGUUGAAGGCACUGAGGACUGGGGAGGAUAAGAGCCCCGAGAAGGCAGAGGAAGACACGGAGAAGCUGAAGCAGGCAGUAAAGGCUUGUGCAGAUGCUAGUCGUGAUGAGGAAUGGCGUACGCCAAUUGGCGAAGCUCAGAUACUCACAUUCUUCCAAAGUGUACUUGCAUCAAACUACGAGGAUCAUGACAUUUGUCUACACUCUCUCCGUCUUCUUGGGAACUGUUGCGCCGAUAAUGACAAGAACCGCCAACGGGUUAUCGAUAAUCCGGAGUCCCUUACCCCAAUACUUGAAUGUAUAAAAAACUCAGAUUUACAAAAAGUUGGGCUUAUGGUCCUCCAUAAUAUUUGCCUAGACUACGAGCCCUCCCAGUUGAAAGCUAUCUCGGACGGUGCAUGUCCUGUUCUACUAGAAAUAAUCGGACGUAAAGGGUUCCUAGAAGAUGAGGAGCUUGACUACUUUGGCCGUGUCCUCGAGCUACUUCUUUCUCAUGAUGCCGGAAGGGAAACUUGUCCCUCUCGACCCGUCAUCGCCCGCGUUCGGGGCUGGCUGAGCGAGACGGAUGAUGAGAAGAUCGACUUGACUGUAGCUGCCUGUCUUAUUCUCGGUAAUAUCGGUCGUAGUGAUGAGGUUUGCAGCAGUCUGGUGCAGGAGUAUGAGGUGCACAAAGAGCUGUUUGACAUCAUAAGACGUACGAUCAAGAAGUACAACGACGCUAAAGCUGCGGCUUUGACUAAGAAGGAGAAGGCAGUGUCUAUUCCAGAGGGAGAGGAGAAGCCAGGUGCGGGACAAGGUGCUGUGGCAGUGGGAGUUCUCCAUGCCGCAACGGGAGUGCUAAAGAACCUUGCAAUCGCGAAGACGAACAAAGCGGUGCUUGGAAGUGCAGGUGUAUUCGACCUGAUAUGGGACAUGUUGAGCAUGGAGGGGGUGGGAGUGGGACAAGUUUGGUAUUCGGCUGUUGGAUUAGGGAGAUUGGUCUGCGUUGAUUGCAUUGAAAACGUAACCCUCGCACUGCAGCCAUCUCCUGAGAGAGACGAAAAAACAAUUCUUACCCGCUGCCUUGAGAUUUACAACACUGCGGAAGAACUACCCACCAGAACCGAAAUCGCACGAACCAUCGUUGCAAUGUUCCGUGUUCUCAACGCCUCUUCCACUUACACUUCCGCCUCCCCCGAAUUGGAGAAAAAGCUCUACACUCACAACAUCGCGGCACCUCUUUGGGCUAUGAUAACCCAGGACAAAUGGCCUGUCGUCCGCACAGAAGGGCUGUUUGGACUGGUCAUCAUGGCGAGAGGUGCAGCUGAGAGCGUGUGGAUGGGAUGCGGCGCGGAAGAGGAAAAGGCGUUGAAGGAGCUCAAAGCAAAGGACCUUGAUAAUGCCAUUAUCCUGAUGUCUGAGAUCAAGAAGAAUCUGGGUGAUGACGCGGAUGAUGGGGUUGGGGAAUUACUGGGAGUCUUGGUGGAGAAGAAGGGGGGUGAUGUGGCGGCGGAAAGUAAAGCUCGUCUCGAUAUACAUAUUCCUCAUGAGAUUAUACAAUAG